Chelonia mydas (Green sea turtle) is the source of this 2600-nucleotide messenger RNA. RefSeq lists its product as uncharacterized. Gene Ontology annotation, molecular function: protein binding. The record is from RefSeq and is a predicted model, not a curated record. The transcript is spliced from 10 exons. NCBI's taxonomy places the organism in Eukaryota, Metazoa, Chordata, Testudines, Cheloniidae. Bases 143 to 865 code for a protein of 240 amino acids.
CUGGCAGCAGUGUGAAGUCAAGGGAGAGAUACCCAAUGGAAGGACACAUCACACAUUUACAGCACACCAUGACAAGGAUAUCUAUUUGUUUGGAGGAAUAUAUGAGUCUAAAGAUGGUCAUAAAACACCAAAGAAUGAUGUAAUGAAAUUAAGCCUAGCAAAGAUGAAAUGGAAGAUGCCACUUUAUGUAGGGAUCCCCCCCGCUCUCAGACACAGCCAUGUAGCAUUUAUUCUUCAUAGCCAUCUCUAUAUCUUUGGUGGCAUGAAUGAGGAAGAAGAACUCAAUGAUAUAAUGGGGAUGAAAUUGAUAAACCCUUCAGAUAGACAACCAAUAAUGAAGCAGAUUCUCUCAGAAUUUGGAAUCCAGGGAGUAAGCAGCAGGUUUACUCCCACCAAAAUACCCAAAGUGAAAUAUGAAUUAGUGGCAUCGCCUUUAUCUGCCAGAAUGGAGUCCCCACGUGCAAUCCCAGCAGCUCAACUCAGAGAUUUUAUUUCUGUGCGUAACCAAGCAAUGGACAUGAUCACAAGGGCCUUUGACUUGCUUGACUUGGAGUUUCAAAAGCUAGACACUGAGAAAGCUGAAUUAGUUCAGGGCACAAUUGCUUUCCAACAAGAAAAGGAAGUUUACAACAAACAGUUCAGAUAUCAACAGCAGGAGCUGCAAGAGAUGCUAGAUAAGCACAAGGCCCAAAAUGAAGCCUGGCUCAAAGCCAGAGCAGAGGAAAAUGACAAGGAAAGAAAAGAAAUAUGUAAACUGAAGGAAGAGAUUCUUCAUGAUCAGGAGAGGCUAAAAGAAGAACAGCAAAAUGUUCAACAGCGCAAUCAGCAACUGCUUUCUAUUAUGCAACAGUUCAAAGGAAUGUGACCAGCCUGCUGAAUAAAACCUGAAUCAUAUGAUCAGGAUCAUAGCAACAUACAACCUUACUUGAACAACUGAGCUCUUAUAUACUAAUAUAAAAAAGAUCCAGUUACUGUGCAUGUUGAAGGACCAUAUUCAGUUAGUGUAAAAAAGAGUUUAAUCUCCCUAGGUUUCUCAUGAGCACUGGAAUGAUAUCUCAAUUAAAUUUCCACCCACUACCUUUCCUGCAUUUUCCAUUUUGAUUCAAUGUUCUUUCAGAUUUUUAAAGAAUUAUCUCCUUGCCUUGUCUGAGCUUAAAAAAGAAGAAAAGGCAGAACACUAUGGCUGCCCCUAUGAAAGCUGGACCUGCAGAGUUUUAUUUCAGGGUCAUGCGGUUAAGAUUAGGAUGUCAUUCAUAUACCAGCAAAAAGAAGAGUGUGGUUGUCAAGUAGGGCAUUCUUGUUUUUUAAAAAAAAAAGUUAAAUAUUUUGUAACAGUGGGAAAGAAGACAGAAACCACAACUAGGAUAAUAUGGUUAUAUUUUAUGGCCAGAUUCUGCUUAUAAUUAAACUGGUGUAACCGAAGAACAAGUCCAUUGACUGAAAUGAAGUUACAUUGAAUUAAUACAGGGGGAAACUAAGAACAGAAUUUUGAAACUGAGCUUUGCAUUGGAGGGACCAAAUAUGGACCAUGUUUAAACAGCUUACAGUAAUAAGGCAAAAAAUCAUGUUUGUUGUGUGUGGAGGAAUUGUCAAAGCUUUUAGGCAUUUUGUUUUCAACCUGAUUCAUGAAAAGGAAAGUUAUUUCAGUCAUCUGCUUCUCUGUAUUAAAAUGCUUCUCCUUUUUAAAUUUCAGUGGGUUGCUUUAUACCAUCAAUUUCAGGCAGAACUCACUGGUGUUUGAAAUCAGUGGGGAGUUCUGCUGAAAAAUUGCUGGCACUAUAUUACCCCACGUCUUAAAAAUCAUUUUUUCAACAGACAAAUUGUCAGUGUUUGUAGCAGGAAAAGUUGGAAAUAUUACACCAUAUUAGUAACAUUCACACCCAAUUUCAGAGGGGAUGUAAAAGUUAGACCUCCUUACACUCAUGCUGUAGUACAUUCAUGCCCAAAGCGUAAGUGGCUCUAAGAUGGUACAAUUUACACACUGUGAAGAAAGGAAAUGUGUGUAAAAGUAGGGGAGAAGUCCUACUUGAACUUACGCAUUCUUAUGUCCUCCUGUUAGUUGGUUUUCUUGGUACACUUCUGUAUGGUCCCCUUGGCAUGAGGGUAUCAACUCAGGCCUGGUCUACACUAGAAAAUUAGGUCAGUUUAACUACAUCAGUCAGGGGUAUGAAAAGUCCACACCUUUGAGUGGCAUUGUUAAGCCAACGUAUGUCUUUGUGUAGCCAGCACUAGGUCAACAGAAGAAUUCUUCAGUCGAGCAAGCUAUUGCCUCUUGAGCAUAAGUACUGGAACUAGAGGUGCUGGGGGUGAUGCCAUGCCCCCUUGUUUGAAGCAGGGCUGGAUUAUCCAAUAGGCACACUAAGCACAUGCUUAGGGCACCAGCAUGUGGGCACCAAAAAAAAAAAGAGGUUUUGUUUUUUUUUAAAUUUGAUAUUUCAAAAAAAGCAUCGAAGUAGUCAUCAUGGGAAAAAUCAGAACUUUGUUAGACUUCCUUACACUCUACUACAUGCUUUCCCCCCAUUUUUCUGUUCUCUUUUUAUUUUUUAUCCACACCUAAACCAGGGUGGCGUCCUACUAACUAGAUCGAAAUAAUGCGAGGA